Molecule: messenger RNA, 3706 nt
Organism: Ananas comosus (pineapple)
Lineage: Eukaryota; Viridiplantae; Streptophyta; Magnoliopsida; Poales; Bromeliaceae
Product: serine/threonine-protein kinase Nek5
Exons: 14
Coding region: 701-3415 (904 amino acids)
Biological process (GO): protein phosphorylation; microtubule-based process
Cellular component (GO): cortical microtubule
Molecular function (GO): protein kinase activity; ATP binding
Source: RefSeq, a predicted model, not a curated record
GAUCCCCACUAUAUAGUUUAAAAAGUACCAAAUCGAUCAAACGACGCGAGAAAAUGGCCAAAAAAAAUAAUAAUACUUAAUUAAAAAAAAGGAGCUAAGUACCUCCCUCACUCGCUCCGGCGCGAGAGCUAAUUAGAGAGAGAGAGAGGGAGCCACAUUGCCCUCUUCGAUCCCAUUCUCCGACAAAAAUGCCAAAAAAAAUCUCAUACGAGAUCGAAAAGAUCGUUCUAGAAGGUCGAUCCGAUCUUUUUUCUCCUUCAAAUUCGCUUUAACGGAGCUUUCGCGGCGAAAAAUGGCGAAGUGUACGCGUAGAUAGGCGAUGUGGUGAUCCAAGAGGCGGCGGAGGCGAUGAGGCGACGAUAGGAGCAAUGCGUGGUGGUUGAUGGCGCGAGAUCAGAUUCGGUAAGGGUUUUACCUACGCGGAUCCGAUUAUUAGGGCAAAAGAGUACUAAUCUCAAUCCGAUCUCGGAUUAAAUGCCAAAAUUUUGAGAGUAUUAGUACGGAUUUCGUUGUAUUAGAGCGUUGGAUCUCGAUCUCGGAGUGAGAGAGAUGUAUACUUGAGCUCCUUAAUUUGCAUGACGUAGAGGUGGUUGGUGAGAAAUUAGAUCGGUGGAUGCGAAAAACAACCCGAUGGUUUUGAGUAUUUAAAGCUGCGACUUUGGAAAUUUGCACUGGUUUAUUGUUGUGGGGGAUUGAAUCGAUGGAGUCGCGGAUGGAUCAGUAUGAGAUCAUGGAGCAGAUCGGCAGGGGAGCCUUCGGGGCUGCGAUUCUCGUGAAUCAUAAGCAGGAGAAAACGAAGUAUGUAUUAAAGAAGAUUCGACUUGCGAGGCAGACCGAACGCUGCAGAAGAUCUGCUCAUCAAGAGAUGGCUCUCAUUGCUCGGCUCCAGCACCCUUUCAUCGUCGAGUUCAAGGAAGCUUGGGUGGAGAAGGGCUGCUAUGUUUGCAUUGUCACUGGAUACUGUGAAGGCGGGGAUAUGGCUGAGCUGAUGAAGAGAUCAAAUGGAACGUACUUUCCUGAGGAGAAACUGUUGAAGUGGUUUGCUCAACUGUUGUUGGCUGUUGAGUACUUGCAUUCCAACUUUGUUUUGCAUCGAGAUCUUAAGUGCUCAAACAUAUUUCUGACCAAGGAUCAGGACGUUCGUCUUGGAGAUUUUGGGCUUGCUAAGACUUUAAAGGCAGAUGACUUAGCUUCCUCUGUUGUUGGAACUCCAAAUUACAUGUGUCCGGAGCUGCUUGCAGAUAUUCCCUAUGGAUUCAAGUCAGACAUUUGGUCUCUUGGAUGCUGUGUGUAUGAGAUGGCAGCUCAUCGGCCUGCUUUCAAAGCUUUUGAUAUGGCUGGAUUAAUAAGUAAGAUAAAUCGAUCUUCCAUUGGUCCUUUACCUGCGUGCUAUUCUUCCUCCUUGAAAACACUUAUCAAAAGCAUGUUGAGAAAGAACCCAGAGCAUCGGCCGAAUGCAUCUGAAAUAUUAAGACAUCCAUAUCUGCAACCUUAUGUGAAUCAAAACCGUCCGUUCCCUGACCCAUCACAUGGAAAGCCAUCGCCAGAGAAGUCCAUCCCCACUUCAAACAGUAGUCAGAUAAGCAUGUCCGAAAGUCAAAGCAGCAGCAUCUCCAGCAGUGACAAGGACAGCAUACAUUCUAGUGAGAGAAGCACAUCAGCUCUACCACCGAGUUCUGAUCACAAGUCAGUUGAGUCAAAAAGUGUUUUGACUAAUCAUGGAGUUCAGAAAGACACCACAAGUUCCAAACUAGAGAGACAAGAUUCAGCGAAAUGCAUACAUGUUGAUCAGCAACCAAAGACUGUUAAGAACAUAUUAAUGGCUUUUAAAGAGGAGAGCAAACCUAGAGAAAGCAGCUCACCUGCGAGAGCUAGUCGUCUAAAGAUGGGUGGUGCUCCUGGCAAUAAGAAUGUUCCGGAACCUUACCCUAAGGGCUCCAAACCCAUUAGUGCUACUUCCUCUAGUUCAAAGUCUAAUGAGGUGCUACCAGAUGAACCUGUCAAGACCAACUUUGACUUGGCCAAACAAGCGCAGGCAUGUAAUCCUGGAAAGCAUCUGUUACCUAUUAUUGACACUUCUCCGAAAGUCAAGCCUAAAUAUGAUAUGGUAUCACCAACUGAACCUAUCAAACAUGUUGUGGCUGAUGGUAUCUCUGCUAAGACAAAGCAAAGACCUCCACCUUCUAGUAUUCAUAAAAGGCCGGCUAUUUCUGCCCAUAGACCAGCUGGUGCAGACAGCCCAAGCCCUCCAAAUACAGCAAUUACAAAACCAGUUCCCAUCAAGACGACUUCUGAGCGUGAGAAGAGUCCAUUCCCCCGUAGCCCCAACAACAUCAUCAGCCAAUCCCCAGAGCCUGAAAAGCCUUCUUUAACCCCUUCGGGAGUAAAACAUGCUGAAACAAGCAAUUCAGCUGUAAAACCUCUUCCUAUCAAGGAAUCUCUGCCUAUUGUGGCCAAGGAACAUAUGGGCAAGUCCGAGCAUACCAAUGAAGUUGGGCUUUCUGAGAUUUCAUCGUGCUCGUGUUCCCAGCCCCGGUCUCCUUCUGUAGAAGAGCGUGAUAUUAGACCUUCAUCCAGUCCAGAACCCAUUGCAGAGGUUCUUCAAAAGAGCACUAAUAGUAACGAUGAAAUGAGCUUGAGCUCCCUUCUAGAACCAUCAUUCCCGAACUCUGAUCAAGAAUUUGUUUGUAAAGAUGAUUUACCACUCAGUAAGCCGGAGCAGAACACCAUUGCUAUGCAAAGUGGUGGUGACGACAAGUUCACCGUUAGAGAAUUGCUCUCGUCCAUCACUGAUGUCGUCCCCUUUGUAGCAGCUGCUACGAAAAACACAGCAAUGGAGAAAGGAUCAAUCCCUAAUCAGGCAUUGGAGAAAACAGUGGCUCCUCAUCUAACCCCGGCUUUCGACGAUGUCAUACACGUCAUACGCCACAGCAGCUUCCGCGUUGGUAGCGAGCAGCAAACGGCUGUAGAGAGUGUCGAAAUGGGCGUCGCCAACAUGGAUGUGGGUAAGCUAUUGAAUGUGGUAAGAGAAGAUGUGGAUGUUAGAAGCAUUUCACCAAGUCUAAGACCCCCCACCAAUAUCAUCAAAGAAAAGCCAAACAGCUCAGAAAAUGUUAAUAAAUCAAACACAGUGGAAGUUAGGCCAAAUUCUUCUUCGGAGGCGAGUGGUGGACCGAAGGAAGAGGAAACUCCAGCUAAAGAAACUUUGGAUGUGAAAUCAUUUAGACAGAGAGCUGAGGCACUUGAGGGGUUGUUAGAGCUCUCUGCGGAACUGCUACAGCACAAUAGGCUUGAAGAGCUCGCCGUUGUUUUGAAGCCAUUCGGGAAGGAUAAGGUCUCUCCGAGAGAAACCGCAAUAUGGUUGGCGAAGAGCUUCAAAGGGAUGAUGAAUGAGGAAGCCGGCCGCGCUAUGUGAGAGUCCCUUUUUGCAGUUGUUUUAUUUACCCUCAUUCAUCUCUAAGAGAUUGUUACAGAUGCAUUAUUGCUUGUUGUGGAUCUGUGUCCUCCUUGUUUACCCUCCAGUUUCUUUUUUCUUUUCCUUCUAUUUCUCUUUUUCUUUGUAUUCUUUGCAGAGUAUGAUGUAAAUAGUCAGAUCUGUGAACAAAAUAAAGACUUGUUGAAACGGAUGGUGGAAGAAUUUACAUUAUCCACUUUAUGCGGGACGAGUAAGAUUAAUAUGAGUUAUAUAUGGUAUGUUUUUAUGAUA